Lolium rigidum is the source of this 1415-nucleotide messenger RNA. RefSeq names its product zinc-finger homeodomain protein 1-like. NCBI's taxonomy places the organism in Eukaryota, Viridiplantae, Streptophyta, Magnoliopsida, Poales, Poaceae. Gene Ontology annotation, molecular function: DNA-binding transcription factor activity; transcription cis-regulatory region binding. Bases 162 to 1052 code for a protein of 296 amino acids. The record is from RefSeq and is a predicted model, not a curated record. Gene Ontology annotation, biological process: regulation of developmental process; regulation of DNA-templated transcription. Gene Ontology annotation, cellular component: nucleus. The transcript has a single exon.
GUGUCCACACUCUCUCCUGCGUCGAUCUCUUAUCCCUUCAUCCCGCUCUUAACCUUGCUAAGCCUUCUCUUAGCCUCCUCUCGAGAAAACACAAGCAAACCAAGAGCUUAGCCUAGACAAACGUCGCGGGUAGCUGGGCGGCAGGCAGGCCGUCGGUGAGCAUGGACUACGACGACCACGACGACGGCGACGAGGAGGAGAUGCAGGAGAUGCCGAUGCCGGUGAGCUCGAGCUACGAGACCCCUCCGCUGUCGACGGGGCUAGCCGGCGGCGCGGGGAUUGCGCCCUACAAGCCUCCUGGCGAGGCGGGCGGUCGUGCCAAGGCUGCGGGCGGCGCCAGGUACCGCGAGUGCCUCAAGAACCACGCGGUGGGCAUCGGGGGGCACGCCGUCGACGGGUGCGGCGAGUUCAUCGCCGCCGGCGAGGAGGGCAGCAUCGACGCGCUACGCUGCGCCGCGUGCGGCUGCCACCGCAACUUCCACCGGCGGGAGUCCGAGUUCCCCGGCGCUGGCGGCGCCGAGGGCUCGCCCUUCUCCCCGCUGCCUUAUGGCGCCAUUCCCCCGCACCAUCAGUUCUCCCCGUACUACCGCACCCCGGCGGGCUACCUGCCGCACAGCCACCACCACCAUCACCCCCACAUGGCAGCGGCGGCGGCAGCCGCAGGACACCCGCGGCCGCUGGCGCUCCCGUCCACGUCACACAGCGGGCGGGACGACGGCGACGACAUGUCUGGUGGGAUGGCGGCCGGGCCCAUGUCGGCGGUGGGCCCGAUGAGCAGCAUGUCCCUCGGCGCCGGUGCCGGUCCCUCCGGCGGAUACUUCUCCGGGUCCGGGUCCGGCGGCCGGAAGCGGUUCCGCACCAAGUUCAGCCAGGAGCAGAAGGAGCGGAUGCUGGCGUUCGCGGAGCGCGUAGGGUGGCGCAUCCAGAAGCACGACGAGGCGGCGGUGCAGCAGUUCUGCGACGAGGUGGGAGUGAAGCGCCACGUGCUCAAGGUGUGGAUGCACAACAACAAGCACACCCUCGGCAAGAAGCCGCCGCCCGGCAGCAUCUGAUCCUCCGGCCCGGCCGGCGCCGCAUGCAAAGAAAGCUCCGCCCAUCUGGCAUCCCGGCCCCAGUCAGAGUCAGCUGAAGUUCCACCGUGGCUGGCUAGGUAUAUUGACCUGCAUGUGCUUUCUUACUUAGCUAGCGAGGUUCGCGUCUGAACUUCCCUCCUGCAUGCGGCCGUGCAUGGCUAGCUUAAUUAGGUUAAGCUGUAGUGAUCGAGCGUUCCUUCGUUCUUUAUUAUUAUAUUAUUUUUAUUUACUGUUGUUUAGGACUGUAAUUCCUAGCUAGCUGUGGCGCCAUGGCCAUUUGCUGAUCUGGUUCUUCUUGGGAAUGUACUCGGUGAUGCGGCCGGCCGAUCAGCUAGCCGACGA